Messenger RNA from Mesoplodon densirostris (Blainville's beaked whale), 3670 nucleotides. RefSeq names its product ring finger protein 170 (gene RNF170). The record is from RefSeq and is a predicted model, not a curated record. The coding region runs from base 443 to 1222 and encodes 259 amino acids. The transcript is spliced from 10 exons. Gene Ontology annotation, molecular function: ubiquitin protein ligase activity. Lineage: Eukaryota; Metazoa; Chordata; Mammalia; Artiodactyla; Ziphiidae.
CGAGGGUGGCGGGUAGCCCCGGAAACAAUCUGUGCCCUCGGUCACCGGGAGCUGGCGAGGUGUCCUCCGCGGUGCAGAGUGGCCAGGGGGACCGGCCUCGAGCUGCCCCCGUUCCAGAGGGUGAACCUCUGCAGGGUUACCGAUGAAUCGUUACGCGAUACAGCAUGUGCAGGAAAGUGCACACAACGGACAUGCCCAGAGAGUAAUCAGUAAUAAAACAGGCAGGCAUGUAAAGUCAUCAAGUCAGCCGGACGCCCGCGUAACCUGUCUUUGGAUGUGGAGCCUUGUUGCAAGGCCUGUAACGGAUUGGCUUCUUUCCAAACUGAGGUGGUGGCGUAAUACCUCAUUUUUCAGCCAGCAGCGCCUGCAGUUCCUUUUUGGACUCCUGUAAUAAGAAAAACUACUGGCGGAAGUUAACUACUGAAGCCCCGACAGACCUGGAAUGGCCAAAUAUCAAGGUGAAGUUCACAGUUUGAAACUGGAUGAUGAUUCAGUCAUAGAAGGAGUAAGUGACCAAGUACUUGUGGCAGUUGUGGUCAGUUUCGCUUUGAUUGCUACCCUGGUAUAUGCACUUUUCAGCAGAAAUGCACAUCAAAACAUUCACCCAGAAAACCAAGAGCUAGUACGGGUGCUUCGGGAACAACUUCAAACAGAACAGGAUGCACCUGCUGCUGCCCGACAGCAGUUCUACACUGACAUGUACUGUCCGAUUUGUUUACAUCAAGCUUCCCUCCCUGUUGAAACAAACUGUGGACAUCUCUUUUGUGGUACCUGCAUUGUGGCGUACUGGCGAUACGGUUCAUGGCUUGGGGCAAUCAGUUGUCCAAUCUGUAGACAAACGGUAACUUUACUGCUAACAGUAUUUGGUGAAAAUGACCAGUCUCAGGAUGCUGUAUCAUUGCAUCAAGAUAUUAAUGAUUAUAACCGGAGAUUCUCAGGGCAGCCCAGAUCUAUUAUGGAAAGAAUUAUGGACCUACCCACUUUACUGAGGCAUGCAUUCAGGGAGGUGUUUUCCGUCGGAGGCCUUUUCUGGAUGUUCCGUAUCAGGAUAAUACUUUGUUUAAUGGGGGCUUUUUUCUAUCUCAUAUCGCCUCUAGAUUUUGUGCCUGAAGCCCUGUUUGGAAUUCUAGGCUUUCUCGAUGAUUUCUUUGUCGUCUUUUUGUUGCUCAUCUAUAUCUCUAUUAUGUACCGAGAAGUAGUAACACAGAGACUCAACAGAUGAGAGAAUGAGUGCACUAAAAUAUUUGAGCCAAUGUGUAAAAUCAAACAAAAGGACCAUGACAGUUUAAAGCAUUUGAAUAUUAUCUUACAAGUUUAAAACCACCGUAUGACGAACAUUUGAUUGUCAUUUGGCAAAUGCCUAGCAAUAUAUGACUGGAAUUUUUACAUGUUGCAGGUUCCAAUAGUAAGGUUAGAAUUAUAGUGAUUUACAACUGUAUCUUCAUUCUGUGUUGUCUAUCAAGUUGUGGAAAAAAUAUGGAAUUAUAUAAAAUGGGAUGCUUCUAUAUCUUCUCCCCCACCAAGCUAUUCAGGUUAACUGGAUGUAUAGUAAGGUGUUGUCAAAGGUACAGUUUAUCCAAUUCCUCCUUCUCGGUGAGUACCUACGUGAUAAUAUAUUGCUGUGAGACUCACCUAAGUAUUUUGGUUACAAUAAAAUAUUGUACAAUAUUGGGGAAAAGUCAGUGUUUCUUUGAGUAGCUAGGUUUUGUUCAUUUGGAGCAGUUCUGCUUUUCCAUUCUGAUAGAAUUCUUUGCUACCAGCUGAAGGGGAAAAAAGGAACUUGAACUUUGUUAAUUUGAUUUCAUAUUCUGGUUUACAGAACACUUUCUUAAGCGAUAGGGAGCUUUUGUUUCAGGAACCUGGGUGAUGCUGCAGACACAUGGCAGUUUGGUACGUUCCUGAGGAAGCUGGUUCUCCGUAGCUGUGAACAUCAAAGCCCUGAGGAGGGCACUAGGAACACCAUUUAAAUCUGACAAGAGAAAUUACUGGUGAGCUAUAGCAACAGAAUGUACAGAUUUGGUUUGUUUUCUCUAGUCAGAACACUUUUGUAAUACUGUCCCUAGAUGACAGAAUAUAGCCCAGAUUCAUCAGGCCUUGUGCAGAAUGAGAUGACUCAGCAGGAACGUUAUCUUGGUUUUUGGAUGACUACAGCCUAAGCACUUAACGCUCUCUUAUGCAGUUUUCUGUUUGAGAAGAAUCAAAACCGCAAGUAUUACGAAAUCUUAACUCCCUCAGCUGGCACUGCCCUCGAGUGACCUGGACAGCAGGGUAGUCACUGAUCCCCAGGGCUCAGGCAGUGUCAGCUCUGUGCCUGGCAGCCACUGCUAGUCCUCCUGUCCACUCAUGUAUCAGUGAGCCUCACUGUCACAGUCUUCCAGGUGAAUCAGAGGCCAUCAACUGAUGAGAUGCUGAAUGACACAUCAGCAGUGUCUUGUAAUUUGGGCGUAAGACAAAGCUGCUGCUUGUCACAGAGAAAAACAAAAUCCUUAAGUAUAGCACGUUGUAAUUAAAGCAAUUUCUUGCAUACUGUUCAUUUAAUCCUCAAGAGAGUUAGGUGAAGAAGGCAGGGCAUUACCUUCCUUUUCAUAGAUGAAAUCCCUGACGUAGAUGAAAGGGUUUUUUUUUUGUCUGAAGCCAUGCACAGAUAAGUGACCGAACUGGUAUUAGACUCCUAGGACUCCUACAUGGGGAGAAACUGGGAUCCUUUGGAAGACUUUUGGAACAUACUGGGUGGAGUAGGACAGCUUGGGUUCUCCUAAGAGCAAAGGUCUAGAAAGAUUACGUAUCAAGACUCCACGAAUCCUGAUUCACCAUGUCCAAAUCAAAGUUCUUAUAGGGUGGCACACUUCACAGGAAACUGUUUCAGCUGCAAUCACUAACUUGAGAAGCUAAUGAGUAGGAAUUCGUUACACCACCAUUUACCAGUCUCGAAACGCAUUGCCUACCAAUUACAAAUUUGGUGUGGGGUUAUGGCAAAGGCAUUUUUGAAAGGAUUUAAUUUUCUGUGCAUGUGUUCUGCUUCAAGUGUCACACUUAGUUACAAUACUUUUAUUGUAAUAUUUGGAAUUCCUUCUAAGACUUUCCUGGUAGAGGCGUAUUGUACCAACUUCUGUAACAUACAAAAACACUGUAUGAAGUCUUACUAAGUUGAAAAGGGAAUAUGCUGUCUUCACAGAAUUUUAGAUCUGUUUAUUAUGUCAUCUUUAUUGAUCAGUGAUAAUAAAUGUAGAAGGGAUCCGAGAGUAUUUAAAGCAAGUAGAGUCAAUCAGUGUUUUAAAUUUUUAAACAUCAUAGUAAUACUUCUGUGAUUCAGAGUUAGAGCAUAUAAAUCAAAGCAACAGUUUGGAUUCGUGUAAACAACAAUAUUGUAACUUUCAAAAAACAGAUGGUCCAGCCCCAGGGGCAGAUGAUAACUCGGGCAGCUCUGUGGGGAGGGAGACGGAGGAAACAGCUGUUCUAACCAUCCACUAGAACAGUGGUUCCAGCUACUGCAGUUCUCAGCACUGAAAGUGACACGGGAAGAAAGGACUGUGCUGGUCCCUGUGGCUGUGUGGAUGCCUACCUCACAGAGCUGUUUCAGAGGACUGACAGUUUGGUUCAAACCUUGUGAUUUAAGAGUUUGUCAAGCAGUGGCUCUUUUGAAUAAAUGCAACAUAUCUAAAAUUAAAAA